UUGUGAAGUGCAGUGUGUGGCUGCAGAGCUGAUCCUGUAGGUAAAAGGUUGCCAGCUUGUUAGCGAUGGAGGAAAUCUAUGCCAAUGUUGCAUAUGACAAGUCUGUUGGCCCGAGAGCUUCGACAAAUCCCACAGGUCGCAAGAGCUCAGAGAGGCAAUUUAAUGGAGCUGUUGUUCUCUGCCUGGGGCUGCUCAGUGUUUUCCUAUUGGCUGGGCUCAUCGGCCUCAGUGUCCACUAUCACAACUCCUCACGGCGUUCGGCUGCAGAGCUCUCCUCUGUCAAAGCCAACCUGACUGAGCGUCUCCAGGUCAGUUACAACAAGUCGUCUGCCCUGACUGAAGAGAGAGACCAGCUGAAUGUCAGCCUCAUUGAAAUGACCAAAGAGCGGAACUGGCUGGAGAGAAGGUGUCCUGCAGGAUGGAUGGUGUUCAGUUGUUCCUGUUAUUUCGUCUCUUUUAAGUCUGGUUCCUGGGAUGAAGCCAGACAGGACUGCAAGGAGAGAGGAGCAGAUCUGGUGGUGAUAGACAGUGCUAAAGAACAGACGUUUGUAGUGUCCACCGGGAAAACUGCUUGGAUCGGUUUGACUGACAGAGAUGAGGAAGGAACCUGGAAAUGGAUAGAUGGAACUCCACUGACUCUGAAGAACUGGGAGAAGAAGCAGCCUGAUAAUGGUGGUGGAGAUCCACAGUGGGGCGAAGAGGACUGUGCACAUAUGAGAUAUGGCGAGUGGAAUGACCGGUCAUGUGACAUCCAUCUGCAGUGGAUCUGUGAGAAAACAGCUCAACAUUCUGCCUUGAUUGCAACUCAGUGCACCUGGGCCCGGUGCACUGAAGCUGAUAAAAGUUGUGGUCACCCAUUCACUCACUCUCUGCUUCUUCCUACAGGCAACCACUCUGGUCUGGUUUGGCCACUUGAACUGGGUCGUAACACAGAGAGGAGACUUUAUGGAGCUGUUGUUCUCUGCCUGGGGCUGCUGAGUGUUCUCCUGCUGGCCAGGCUCAUCGGCCUCGGUGUCCACUACUAUGACUCCUCACGGCGUUCAGCUGCAGAGCUCUCCUCUGUCAAAGCCAACCUGACUGAGCGUCUCCAGGUCAGUUACAACAAGUCGUCUGCCCUGACUGAAGAGAGAGACCAGCUGAAUGUCAGCCUCAUUGAAAUGACCAAAGAGCGGAACUGGCUGGAGAGGUGUCCUGCAGGAUGGAUGGUGUUCGGUUGUUCCUGUUAUUUCCUCUCUAAUAAGACUAAUUCGUGGGAUGAAGCCAGAAAGGACUGCAAGGAGAGAGGAGCAGAUCUGGUGGUGAUAGACAGUGCUAAAGAACAGCUGUUCCUUUCUAAGUUCACCGAGAAGGGAACUCAUGCCUGGAUCGGUCUGACUGACGAAGCCAAGGAGGGGACCUGGAAAUGGAUUGAUGGGGCUCCACUGUCUCUGAAGUACUGGCAAAAAAAACAGCCUGAUAAUGGAGGUGGAUAUGCCAAUCUUGGGGAAGAGGACUGUGCCCAUGUCAUAAUACCUGGAGAGAAUAAUCGAGAGAACUGGAAUGAUUUGUCUUGUUUCACCAGUCAGAGAUGGAUCUGCGAGAAAAUGUUUGAGAUUGAAGGUUUGUAAAUUUCAUAUUCUGGAUUGUAGAGAUCAGAAAUGUCCUUUAACGACAAAC
Messenger RNA from Epinephelus moara (kelp grouper), 1656 nucleotides. RefSeq names its product macrophage mannose receptor 1-like. The record is from RefSeq and is a predicted model, not a curated record. NCBI's taxonomy places the organism in Eukaryota, Metazoa, Chordata, Actinopteri, Perciformes, Serranidae. The coding region runs from base 66 to 1607 and encodes 513 amino acids. The transcript is spliced from 13 exons.